AUGGAUAACCAAAUGGUUCAAGCAAGUAAAAAUAUUUCCAUAAAUGAAAUUGCUAAAAACACCUACAGAGUUUCAUCCAGUACUAAUAAAACUCUUUUUUAUACUGCAAAUACAGAUAUUUCAUUUUGUGAUUGCGUACAUGGUCAAGGUGGCUGCUUUUGUAAGCACCUUUGUGCAUUUCAACAAAAAUUGGGCAUUGUAUUCAAGUCAGCUCCUACUCUCACCUUGGAAGAUAAAGAUUUUGCUAAAGUUGCCCUAGGCGAUGAUGUUUCCAUGAAUUUCUUUGAAUUUAUGGAUACAGAUGUCAUUGUACAAAGGCAGAAUGAACAAGAGUCAUUGCAAACUAUCGAAAAUGAGGAAAACAAAAGUUCUCCAAAGUUAGGCGACAUAUCCAAUUCCAAUAAUAACCUGGAUGAUGAGGCACAUUCGACUGCAGUGGCUGGAUUGUCACAGCAGUUCCAGCGAAUAACUAAUAUCGCUGCUAAUUCCCUCCUCCUGCAUAAUUUAUUCGAAAAAUUCAAACCAAAAGAAAUGGCUGAAUCUAUAAGCGCUGAAACUAUAAACCACCACUUUUUGGCUGAUAAUCUCGUCCUGAUAACAGAAAGACUGAACCGAGGACUGAACCAUGCAGUAUAA
Molecule: messenger RNA, 636 nt
Organism: Ceutorhynchus assimilis (cabbage seed weevil)
Lineage: Eukaryota; Metazoa; Arthropoda; Insecta; Coleoptera; Curculionidae
Source: the annotation of a GenBank genome assembly